AUGGAUAUGGGCGCCAACUCGCUGCCGUCGCCGUCGUGCCCCGACGGCCGGAAGCGGCGCGUGUGCUACUACUACGACCCGGGCAUCUCCAACGUCGACUACGGCAAGGGACACUCCAUGGUGCCCCGCCGUGUCGCGAUGACCCACGGCCUCGUCGCCUCCUACGGCCUCCUCAACGACAUGACUCGCCUCCGCACCAGGCCCGCCAGCCCGGAGGAGCUCCUCGCGUUCCACGACCAGAAAUACGUCGACCUCCUCGGCAGGCUCACCCCCGCCGCGUACAUCAGCGACGGCGAUCUCCGGCGGACGGCCGAGGAGCACGGCAUCGGCCCCGUGCGCCGCUGGGACGACGGCGCCUGCACGAACGACAACCCCGUCAUCGACGGACUCAUGGGGUACUGCCUGAGCUACGCCGGCGGGUCGCUGGCCGCGGCGCGCGCGCUCUGCGGGGGCGACCACGACGUCGCUAUCAACUGGUCCGGCGGCAUGCACCACGCGUGCCGGGGCCACGCCAACGGCUUCUGCUACGUGAACGACAUCGUGCUCGCCAUCAAGCAGCUCCUCGGCCGCUUCCGGCGGGUGCUGUACGUGGACAUCGACGCGCACCACGGGGACGGCGUGGAGAAGGCCUUCGCGGACUCCAACCAGGUGAUGACGCUGUCCUUCCACCAGUACCAAACCGAUUUCUUCCCCGGCACCGGGAGCAUCGACGACGUCGGCGAUGGGGCCGGCAGGUACCACGCCCUCAACGUGCCGCUCAAGAAGGGCAUGGACGACCAGGGGUACCAUGAGCUGUUCAAGCCGAUCGUGGGCAAGGCCAUGCAGGUGUUCCAGCCGGACGCCGUGGUGCUGCAGUGCGGCGCCGACUCGCUCUCCGGCGACCGGCUCGCCGGCCUCGAGCUGUCGGUGGGCGGCCACGCGGAGUGCGUCAGGUACCUGCGGGGAUUCAACGCGCCGCUGCUCCUCCUCGGCGGCGGCGGCUACACCAUUAACCACGUCGCCUCCUGCUGGUGCUACGAGACGGCGGUGGCCGUGGGCAAGGAAGACGAGAUCGCCGACGAGAUACCACACCAUCCGUACGAUCACUACUACAGGAGCCAGGGUUACAAGCUCCAGUGUCGCACGGAGGCGCCCGGCAGCCUCAGCAGCGGGGAGAAUAAGGACGCGGCCGCCAUUAGGGUGAAAGCCCUGGAGCACCUCUCGGCGAUCAACUGCGCCCCGAGCAUACAGUUCCACGAGCCAUGCGGCGCGGCGGCCCAAGGCAUGGACGUCGACGACCUCUGCCACGACGACGACAACGAUGAAGAAGAAGAAGAAGACCCAAUGGAGAGGCUGCAGCGGCUGUGCGACAACGCGGACCUCGCCGGGUUUUUCGUGGAGUUGGGGCGGAAGCACAGACUAUCGUCCUCUGCCAUGAAAUCCAGUUUGUGCCGUUUGCAUGCUCCUACCCCUUCUUUAUCUGUUGUUCCACUUGGCCGGUGGCACCGGUAUUUCCUGCUUCAGUACGUCGACGACAUCAUCAUCAUAGUUGAAGGCUUCGAUGCAGACAUAGCUAACCUUAAAUUACUUCUCCUCUGCUUUCAACAAAUGUCUGGCCUCAAGAUCAACUUCGACAAGAGUGAUGUGAUGUUCUGGCAAUCAGUCAUCCAGCUGCUUCCCGUCCUCCGCAUUGGGACGUUCAUAUCGGUUGGAUCGAGAUCAGCGACCAUGUUCUGGUUUGACCGUUGGGCGGGAGACAUCCCCUUUGCGGCUCGCUUCCCCAACCUCUUCUCUAUCGCUGUCAUCCCGUUGAUCUCCGUGGAACGGGCCCUUAUUGAUUUAGGGCGCCUCGCGUUCCAGAAGCCAUUUGGACCUCCGGAAGCUGCCGCUUGGCAGGAGCUUCUUGACUGCAUCGCUCUCCACGAGCCGGCUGUCGACGCAGGCCCAGAUGAGCCGCCCUCGGGACGGGACGCCAUCUCCGCCUUCAUCGCCGACCUUCGCUCGAUGGCCGUCUGCCUGUCGCCACCGCCCCCGCUGCCUCCUCCAGAGCCUGAUUAG
Triticum urartu is the source of this 2037-nucleotide messenger RNA. RefSeq names its product histone deacetylase 2-like. Gene Ontology annotation, cellular component: nucleus. The record is from RefSeq and is a predicted model, not a curated record. Gene Ontology annotation, molecular function: histone deacetylase activity. Lineage: Eukaryota; Viridiplantae; Streptophyta; Magnoliopsida; Poales; Poaceae. Gene Ontology annotation, biological process: epigenetic regulation of gene expression.